GAAAGAAACGACGCGAGGAGGAAGGAUUUCGUUCCACCGCGAGCUGGCUGAAGCCCGUCGCGGAGCCACCGAUCUUCUCCGAGAAUCUCUCGCUCGCCAACGCGGCGGAGAGAGGUCGCCGCCGCCGCCGCCGCCGUCUCCAAUGCGGAAAUCUUCAAGCGCCGCAUCGUGAGCUCGCGUAGGUUUUCGAGUUUCGAUUGGCUUUUCGGAUUGGGAGGAGGAGGUGGGGGCGCGAUGUAUCAGUGGAGGAAGUUCGAGUUCUUCGAGGAGAAGCUGGGGGGGAGAUGCGCGAUCCCGGAGGAGGUGCGCGGCGGGAUCGCCUGCAGCUCCAGCGGCCGGGGGAAGCUCGUGAUCGGCUGCGACGACGGCGGGGUGAGCCUGCUCGAUCGCGGCCUCAAGUUCAAUUACGGUUUCCAGGCCCACUCCUCCUCCGUUCUCUUCCUGCAGCAGCUCAAGCAACGCAACUUUCUGGUGACUGUCGGUGAAGACGAGCAAUUAUCUCCGCAGCAAUCAGCUUUGUGCCUCAAGGUAUUUGACCUUGAUAGGAUGCAGGAGGAGGGCUCCAGCACAGCCAGUCCUGAUUGUAUUGGAAUUCUUCGAAUAUUCACCAAUCAGUUUCCUGAGGCAAAGAUUACAUCAUUCUUGGUCUUUGAGGAAGCUCCUCCAAUAUUGCUCAUAGCCAUCGGCUUGGAUAAUGGUUGCAUAUACUGCAUUAAAGGGGAUAUCGCAAGGGAGAGGAUCACACGUUUCAAACUUCAGGUGGACAAUGCUUUAGAUAGAAGCCAGUCUUCCAUAACCGGAAUGGGGUUCAGAGUUGAUGGUCCUGUCCUUCAACUAUUCGCGGUGACUCCAGCAUCAGUGAGCUUGUUCAACUUGCACAGUCAGCCUCCAGCCAGGCAAACACUGGAUCAUAUUGGCUGUAAUGUCAACAGCAUUACAAUGAGUGAUCGCUCGGAGCUGAUAAUUGGUCGACCUGAGGCUGUUUACUUCUACGAAAUUGAUGGACGUGGCCCUUGUUGGGCUUUCGAAGGAGAGAAGAAGUUCGUGGGCUGGUUUCGUGGCUAUCUUUUGUGUGUUAUAGCUGAUCAAAGGAGCGGCAGAAAUACUUUUAACAUCUAUGACCUGAAGAAUCGUUUGAUAGCCCACAGCCUAGUGCUUAAAGAGGUCUCUCAGAUGCUUUGUGAAUGGGGUAAUAUAGUUCUCAUACUAAACGAUAAAUCUGCACUUUGUAUCGGAGAGAAGGAUAUGGAAAGCAAAUUAGAUAUGCUUUUCAAGAAAAACCUAUAUACUGUAGCCAUUAACCUUGUGCAGAGUCAACAAGCUGAUGCCGCUGCAACUGCAGAAGUGUUAAGGAAAUAUGGGGAUCAUCUGUAUUCUAAGCAGGAUUAUGAUGAGGCUAUGGCGCAGUAUAUUAACACGAUUGGUCACCUUGAACCUUCAUACGUGAUACAGAAGUUUCUAGAUGCUCAAAGAAUCUACAACCUAACAAAUUACUUGGAAAAGUUGCAUGAGAAGGGGCUUGCAUCUAAAGAUCACACGACACUUCUGUUGAACUGUUACACCAAAUUAAAAGAUGUUGAAAAGUUAAAUGUGUUCAUUAAAAGUGAAGAUGGUGUUGGGGAGCACAAAUUUGAUGUGGAAACUGCUAUAAGGGUUUGUCGAGCUGCCAAUUACCAUGAGCAUGCAAUGUAUGUUGCUAAGAAGGCAGGGAGGCAUGAAUGGUAUCUUAAGAUUUUGCUUGAAGACCUCGGUAGGUAUGAUGAGGCCUUGCAAUACAUUUCGAGUCUUGAGCCCAGUCAAGCUGGUGUAACAGUAAAAGAGUAUGGUAAAAUUCUCAUAAAGCACAAACCAGCGGAAACCAUUGAGAUACUCAUGAGGCUUUGCACUGAGGAUGGAGAAUCUACAAGAAGAGGAGCCUCUAAUGGUAUCUAUCUAUCUAUGCUACCUUCUCCUGUUGAUUUUCUCAACAUAUUUAUCCACCAUCCCCAGGCCCUCAUGGAAUUCCUUGAGAAGUACACAGACAAGGUUAAAGAUUCACCUGCACAAGUUGAAAUACACAAUACCCUUCUAGAGUUAUACCUGUCCAAUGACUUGAAUUUCCCAUCAAUAUCACAAACUGACAAGGAUGGGGAGUUUGAUACUAGAGCAAGACCAGCAGCAGCUGGAAUUUCAAAAGUCGUGACUAAUGGGAAAUUGGUGUCCAAUGAAAAAGAUAUUAGCAAGUAUUGUUUAGAAAGACGUGAAAAGGGGCUUCGCUUGCUUAAGGUUGCAUGGCCAGCUGACAUGGAACAUCCACUUUAUGAUGUUGACCUUGCUAUAAUUCUAUGCGAAAUGAAUGGAUUCACACAAGGGCUUCUCUACAUCUAUGAGAAGAUGAAACUUUAUAAGGAGGUAAUUGCUUGCUAUAUGCAGGCCCAUGACCAUGAGGGUUUGAUAGCAUGCUGUAAAAGGCUAGGGGAUUCAGGUAAGGGCGGGGAUCCGACUCUUUGGGCAGACCUCCUGAAAUAUUUUGGUGAACUCGGUGAAGAUUGCUCGAAAGAAGUAAAGGAAGUCCUGACUUACAUAGAGAGGGAUGACAUGUUACCUCCUAUAAUCGUUCUUCAGAUGCUUUCUAAAAAUCCUUGCCUCACUCUCUCUGUUAUCAAGGACUAUAUUGCCAGAAAGCUCGAGCAGGAAUCUAAACUCAUCGAAGAAGAUCGACGGGCUGUUGAGAAAUAUCAGGAAGAUACACAGACUAUGAGAAAAGAAAUUGAGGAUCUUAGAACAAAUGCUAGAAUUUUUCAGCUUAGCAAGUGCACAGCAUGCACAUUUACGCUGGAUCUCCCCGCUGUCCACUUUAUGUGUAUGCAUUCGUUCCAUCAGCGUUGUCUUGGUGAUAAUGAAAAGGAAUGCCCCGAGUGUGCACCUGAGUACCGAUCUGUGCUGGAAAUGAAGAGAAGUUUGGAGCAAAAUGCCAAGGACCAAGAUCGAUUUUUCCAGCAGGUGAAGACAUCAAAGGAUGGGUUUUCCGUGAUUGCUGAGUACUUUGGAAAGGGGAUUGUGAGCAAAGCAAGCAACAAACAGACAGGUACUAUUAGGUAGAGCGACACCUUCUACAGCAGUGGGCUGAUGAUUGACUUGUUAGGCCUUCUUAUUUUGCUCAAUGCAAUGCUAAUCAAAGAAGCUGAUAUUUGUUCAGAAAGGUGUUCAUGUGGGUCAAGUUGAGGGUGGCGUAAUUCCCACAUUUGUUUUUGAUUUGUGAGUGCUGAGUGUUCACCUUUCUGAUUGAGUCGCGCCAGCUGUAAGUUGAUGGGAACUUUAUGUUGCCCUGGCUGUACAUAAAGGAGGAGAAUGGCAGUGCUACAGUCUCCGGGUUUGUUGCCAAUUUCAUCAAGAUUUACUGGAGCUGGGGGCAUUUGGCUCUUAGUUACACAUCUCAGUUUUGCAGAUUUGAUGUUUCCUGCAUUUUCCCUCUCAUUUGAGCCUUGUGAUUGUGAGUUGUGAUCUGUCUGCCCUAGCAUGCAAAAGGGGAUAUUACACCACCUUUGUUAUUGUUUUUGUUUUUCUUUUUGUUUACUUUUCUUGUAAGGUUUUAUAUGAAUAAUACAGUAAUGUGGUUACCUA
Molecule: messenger RNA, 3603 nt
Organism: Syzygium oleosum
Lineage: Eukaryota; Viridiplantae; Streptophyta; Magnoliopsida; Myrtales; Myrtaceae
Product: vacuolar protein-sorting-associated protein 11 homolog
Exons: 5
Coding region: 235-3081 (948 amino acids)
Biological process (GO): intracellular protein transport; organelle fusion; endosome organization
Cellular component (GO): HOPS complex; endosome
Molecular function (GO): protein binding; protein-macromolecule adaptor activity
Source: RefSeq, a predicted model, not a curated record